UCGUAUGUUCGAGAAAAUAAGUGGAAUAUUACUCCACAUAUGGUUAUGCUACAGAUGAAUGAAGUUAUUUUACCAGGGCUCAGAUUUGCACCACCACCAACCAUUUCUCUUAAUACUGCAAAAAAUUAUUUGAAAGAGCUUGGUUAUAUAUAUGAAAGA
Messenger RNA from Racocetra persica, 159 nucleotides. NCBI's taxonomy places the organism in Eukaryota, Fungi, Glomeromycota, Glomeromycetes, Diversisporales, Gigasporaceae. The record is from the annotation of a GenBank genome assembly.